GGCAGUCGAAUUUCGAACUCUACGCCAAUUGUACUGUGUCAUGUAAUUUAACAAAGUUUUGUGAUAUUCUAUGCCAUGUCAAACAAUUCUAAUAAAAUGUUUUUAAUUAAUAUAAGAUUAUUUUGAUAAUUUUUAAUUAAUUCAGUUUUUAGUUUACUUAUAAUGAUUUAAUAUAAGAUAGUAUUAAAAUUAAAAUGUGUAUCAUAUGUUUAUGUGUUUUUAUAAGGAUAAUUGUUGGAAUGUAACGUUAAAAAUAUUUUAUGAAUGUCAACAACAGUCUAAAAUUAAAUUGCCCUACAUUUGGAUACAAUAUAUACUUUACUGUAAAUAUAUAUUUACUGAAAUAGGUGAGAAAAUUGUUUUAUGAUUUUGUACAAAGGUUGAAAAAUGGGACACGGAAAUACUAGUGUGUACCCUUGGGGUCCAGCCGACGUGUGUCCAGGAGGUUUAAUAUUGCCAAUUCUUGAUGAAAGAUUAUGGCCUAUUAAAAUCCGUGUUGCAGUAUAUCUAUUGACACUUUUGUAUUUUCUCUUGGGAAUAUCAAUAGUAACAGAUGUAUUUAUGACUGCGAUUGAUAAAAUAACAAGCCAUACGAAAAAAAUUUACCUUGCCAAAGAAUUAUCAGAAAAUGGCUCAACGGCUGUGCUCAAACCAGAUCAACCUGAAGUAAUAGAAGUUCGUGUAUGGAAUCCCACCUUAGCAAACCUUACUUUAAUGGCUUUGGGUACAUCGUCACCUGAAAUUUUAUUAUCUAUCAUCGAAACUAUUGGUCAUCAUUUUGAAGCUAGAAAACUUGGUCCUAAUAUUAUCGUUGGAUCUGCCGCAUUUAAUUUAUUGAUCAUUACUAGUCUUUGUACACUCACUUUAGGAGUAAAUGAAAGGAGAAGAAUACAUGAUCUAAAAGUAUUUUUAGUUAUUGGAGCAUUUAGUUUUUUUGCUUACAUUUGGCUUAUGCUCAUAAUUGAAGUAAUUUCCCCUAAUGUAAUUGAACUAUGGGAGGCAGCCAUGACGUUUUUAUUGUUUCCCGUACUUAUGUUAUUUGCGUAUGCUACAGACCAAAAUUGGUGUGUCACAAAUCCUAUUCACAAUAAACAUCAAAUGGAUUUAGUAUCCGUGGAAGAUCAAAAUAAACCACAUAAUGAACCCAUUUUCAGUGAUGGUAAAAUAGACAAAGAAAACUUAAUUAAAUUUGUCAAAAGUGUAAAGAAGUUCCCGGGAAUUACCGAUGAAGAUGCAGCAAAACUAGCUGCUACGAAAUUAGUAGCUUCGACACACCAUGGCACCAUGUGGUACCGAAUUGGAGCCGUCAGAAUGUUUACGGGUGGCAAGCAAAUUGAACCAGUACUUAACGAUAAUCUAAAAAAGGUUUACAAUGUAUUAAACUGUACUGGAAAGGAAGAGUCAUUUAAAACUUUACCAACAGAUUUUAAUGAUGAAAAAUACUCAGUGGUUGAAUUUCAUGCUCCAACCAUUGCAGUAAAAGAAAAUAUUGGAAAAUUUCCCAUUACCCUUUGGAGGCAUGGAAAUUUGAAGUCUAGAGCAGCCGUUAGAGUUGAGAGCAUUAACGGAACAGCUAAAGAAGGUGAAGAUUAUGUUAAAGUCAAAGAAAUUGUCUGGUUUGAGGAAAAUGAAGAAGAAAAACAAAUAUAUAUCGAAAUAAUUGACGAUAACCAAUGGGAACCCGAUGAAGAAUUUUUCCUCAGAUUGUCAGUUUUCCAUCAAAAAGAAUAUUUAGUAAAACUUGGAAGUUUGUCUAUUAUGGAAAUAACAAUAAUUGAUAAUGACGAACCGGGUAUCAUAAGCUUUGGUAAACGAGGAUUAUUAGUGAAAGAAAGCGCUGGUGUUGUGGAAGUUCCCAUUAAUAGAACACACGGUUCUGACAGCGAAGUUACUGUUAAGUGGAGAACUAUAGACGAAUCAGCCAUCUCUGGAAGAGAUUACGUAGGAGGUCAAGGAGAGAUUGUGUUUAAAGACAAAGAAGUUUCUAAAGUGUUGACAAUUGAAAUCAUCAAUGAUAUGUGUCCAGAAAAAGAUGAAUGUUUUGAAAUUGAAUUAUUUGGUGCUACUGGAGGCGCUAAAAUAGGAAAUAUCAAUAGAAUAGCUAUAACUAUAAGUAGUGAUGAUGAUUUUGAUUCGGUUGUUGAUCGUUUAAUGUUGCUGACCAAUAUUAAUAUUCAUGCGAUUGAGUUGCAUCGACAAUCAUGGGCAGAACAGAUAAAAUCCGCUAUGACUGUUAAUGGUGGUGAUUUGGAAAAUGCUACAACUUAUACUUACGUCCUACACUUUUUAUCGUUUUUCUGGAAGGUAUUGUUUGCAUUCAUUCCACCGGCGGCUAUAUUCAAUGGCUGGUUAAGGUUUUUUUCAUCAUUAAUAUUAAUUGGGCUCAUGGCAACAAUAAUUGGAGACUUAGCCACUAUUUUCGGAUGUCUGAUAGGUUUAGAUGACAUUGUAACGGCCAUAACAAUUGUGGCCUUGGGGAUGUCAUUGCCGGAUAUCUUGGGAGCGUGCAUGGUCACCCGAGCAGAAACCCACGCUGAUGAAGCUAUGAUUCAUAUUGCUGGUUCAAUAGCGGUCAAGGUUCUUAUGGGCGUUGGUUUACCAUGGUUUAUAGCUGCAUUAUAUCACUAUCAACACGAUCACUUUUUCAAAGUUCCGUCCAAUCAAAUAGGAUACAAUGUAUUAUUGUACUGUAUAAUGGCUAUUUUAGCUGUAACAAUAUUAAUGAUUCGCAGAAAUAUCUAUUUUUUCGGAAAGGCCGAAUUAGGUGGCCCUCAAAAAGGACGAUACAUUACUGUCGGGAUAUUUGUCACUCUGUGGGUAGUUUAUCUAUCUAUUACAUCAUUUAAGACUUUUUAAUUUUAUUAUGCGGAGUUUAUUUGUUGAACACGUGAUAUAUUACCUACAACACACACUAAUUAGUUAUUCUUUUCUUUUCUAUUCUAUAUUAGACAUUAAUUAUACGAUCAAUGUAAAGAAUUAUAGCUCUACUUAACAUCCUAACUUUUAUAGACAUUAUUUGAGCGUAAUGUUAUUAUUAAUAUUAAUCACCCAGUUGUAUAUAAAUAUUAAAACUAAUAAAUUAACUUCUCAUUGUAUUAUAUGGAUAAUAUGCUGUAGAAGAGAAUAGUAAGCUAAUGGAAAAAGAUGCAGUAAUGUUUAAAAUAAAAAAUCCAUUCUUAUUAUUUUUAAAAAAUCUUUUCUCUUCUUAUCCAAGUACUGAUCUCAGUCUACAGUAUUUUAUACGUGCUAGGAAAUACUUAUAAGAUUUUUAUUUUCAAUUUAAUGUUUUUUAAUAAUAAUACUUUUAAUAAUAUUUUAAUUAUUUUUUUAUUUUUAAUAAUGUGAUGUUUUUUUAUAAGUACUUAAAUAUAAUGUAUUUUUUAUUGAUUGUUUUUAAAUGAAAUAAAUUUUAUAAAGUUAUUUUCAACUUGAUUCUAUAUUAAUUUUUAAACUUUUUUUGAUACAUUAUCAUCUUUUUAGCGUCUUCAAACAUUGACUUUUAUCAAGAAAACUAAAAGUUUUAAAAAUUCUUAUGAUAAAUAUUAUUAUAUAUAAUAUAACACAAUAUAUUAUUAAAUUUUAUUUUAAACUAAAUGUAUGUAACAAAAUUGAAGUUUUUAGGAUGAAAAAAUUAAGAAUGUUUAGUUGGUUUUGAAACGACUUUCUUAUUAGUAGUUAAGUACAAUUUAUAUUAAAUGUCUAUAAAUUACAUAAUAUUAAGGUAAAGUAGUCAUGUAUAAAUAUUAUGAAUCUAGUAUAACAAUUUAUUUAAAAUUUAAAAUCUCUUAAAAAAAAAAUGUUGGUCACCGAUUUGAUUAAUAAAAAUAUUUUUUUGAUUAA
Messenger RNA from Daktulosphaira vitifoliae (grape phylloxera), 3840 nucleotides. RefSeq names its product sodium/calcium exchanger 3-like. The record is from RefSeq and is a predicted model, not a curated record. The coding region runs from base 388 to 2856 and encodes 822 amino acids. Lineage: Eukaryota; Metazoa; Arthropoda; Insecta; Hemiptera; Phylloxeridae. The transcript has 12 exons. Gene Ontology annotation, cellular component: membrane. Gene Ontology annotation, biological process: cell communication; calcium ion transport; transmembrane transport. Gene Ontology annotation, molecular function: calcium:sodium antiporter activity.